AUUGAUUGCCAGUGAAACAAUAAGGAGACAUGGGACCAUAGAGCCUCAAAACACACUCCUAAUAUGCCUUGGAAUAUUAUGAUGCUUUCCUUGAUCACAUUUUGAGCAGAGACUUACCUCAUCCAUGACAAUGUCAGCAUCUGGCUGCAAGUUGGUAUGAAGUUAAUUGAUAAGAUGGCCAGCUGCAGUGUCACUCUGGAACAAAACCAUCCAAGAAGCCCUUGCAUUAAAAUAACAAAAGCACCAAACAAGCCAUCCUCACCUAUGCGCCAUAUCUGUGAGCAGUCUCAUUGUACUCCCCCUGAUGCGAUAAGAAAAGAGACGAUAGAAACCAUGGUUUGUCAGAAAACAGAAUCUGAUCAGCUCCUUGAUACCAUCCCAGAAGAAACUACAGAGUCAUCUGCAGCAAAAGAAGGCAAUGAUAAUCAGAGCCUUGUGGUCUCCGAUGCUGUUAUUUGUACCAAAACAGAAUCAGAUCACCUUCUUGAACCACUCCCAGAAGGCAUUGCAGAUGUAAGUUAACUAGUCUUCUAUAAUAUUUAGCACACUCACCACCUUUGCAUGUUUAGAACCCACUGCACUAUUCGUAAUAGAGUAGGGGGAAACCCCGGUGUAGUAGUGCUCUUGAGGAGAGACCUAUGGGUCAUAGCGAUUCAGUUCGCUUUCACCUCCCAGACACAGGUGAUGCCAAACAAAAUGAUAAUAAUAAAAAUAAUGAUAAAUGAUAUUUUUCAUUCCCAAUAUUUCCAUACAGAGAUAUACUAGUAUGCUAUUUCUACAUAAAAUUAAAAUGAAAGUAAUAAUAAAUAAAAUCCUUAAAUUAAUCUGUUUUAAAAAUCAAGAUUACCUAUCACUAGCUUCCAAAGGCCCCAUUUUUAUCAUGGAGUAAAAUAUCCUUAUUUCUCAUUGGUACUGCAGUUGCUUGAGCUGGCAAAAGAUAAUAAAAAAGAGGAGAAAACAAGUCAAUAAAAAGGAAAACUAACCAUACUUAUGCUUAAUGCUGUUACAUAGUUGAAAAAUACUGCUAAUUAUUUUUUUUGUGCAAUUUAAUUAUUUUUUUACCUGAACAAACUAUUUUGAAUUGAAUUGCACACAUGAAAUAAUUUAUUUACAAUUCUUAAUGCAUUAUGUGUAUGAAUAAGACCACGAUUUUCUUUUUGUUUAUACGUCCACUGCCCAUUUCCGUGAUAUUAUUUUUCACCUUGUAAUUGUUUGACCCAUUAAUGUGUACUAAUAUUGCACUCAUUAUUGAUGAUUCAGAAUUGGAAUUGAAGAAUAGUGGUGUCUGAAAUGAUUCCCGUGACCCGUGGUCUCAUCUUCCGGUGUUAGUCAUCAAAUAAACCCUUAAUAAUAAAUCAAUUAUAACUCUGCUUCUUGGAAGCCAAGUCAUACCUUGCGACAGCAAAAGAAAAACAAAAUCAAGAAAAUUAGAAAGAAGGAGAGAGAAUGCAAGGAAGGUGAAGAGGAUGGUUCAUGAAUGAAAUUCAAUUUCCUUGAACAGAAUACUCCUAUGCAAUGUGAGAAGUCGUAUCAUCAGUUCAGAACUAGAAAGACAUAAGUUUUUAUUCAUUACCACAGACAUAACCCCUUCUGCUUCUCAGCUAAGGAGAUAUUGAAUUCUAAACAAAUCAGUAAGCCAGGAUCUGUCUGUAAGAUUCAACAUCUGGGCCUGGUAGCAUAAAUGUUAGUGAUCGAUUGUAGGGCUGAUUUCUACAACUGAUUGCAUUGGUUACUGUGUAUGAUCCUUCCUAAAAAUCAUCCCCACGAUCAAUUGCUAAGCUUAAUGUUGCAGGGGCCUUGGUGAUUCAAGGAGGUAGAGGUGUGAUAUAUUACAAACUUAGCACCUAGGAGGAAGCGUGCUGGAAAAUGAGAAAUGUGCAGGCAGCGUGUAGACCAGUCAUCCCCAGUAUUCAUCCCUAGAAUCUGGGAGCUUAGGGUUUGUUCAUAUUGACAUACACGUAGUAGGCCUAUCCAAGUUCACCAGCUCAGCAUUUGGAAGUUAGAUUGUUUUUCUUUAAUGAUGCAAGGAGUAUGUGUACAGAUAUACAUCCUGGUUUUAAAAGUCAAAGGGCCACGUGUAAGCCCCCUUCUCCCAUUAAAAAAAUCAGAGUUGGAAUGUCGGGUUUUAGGCUGGAUUCAUACUGGUAAGAUUGAGAAUAAAGAAUGGCUAUUAAAGCUCUUUGAAUUUCAUGAAGGUCAUGGUAAGAACGCCUUCUUGAUUUCAAAUGAAUAGUUUCUAUUCAGUUCAAUGAAAAUAAUUUUAUUUAUUGAUGAUCAAACAUCUUUCAUAACUGCCGCACAUGAAAAAAAAAAUAGCCGCAGCUGGAACUUUCCAGCUUUCAAGUAAAUGACAUAAUAACUAACAUUGCAAAACUUAUACAUCUUGAAAGCUAAUUCACAAGUUGAAUGAAUUGCAUAAAAUAUAGUUAUGAUAAGAGAGUUGUAAAGUUGUAGAAUAGGUGUUAUUUCUUAUCAUGUGAUAUAGGCCUACUGUAUUUAUCAUCUAAACGACUUAUUUCAUUGCUUAGAUAGACAGCAUGUGAACACAGCAUAAUUCUUGAUGAAUUGUGAGGUCAAGGUCUUGGUUGGGCAUUACUCUCAAGGAAAACACGUUUCUAGACAUGUUCACACAGAACAGUUUAGUAUUUAAUUCACAAGAUCUCAAAGUCAAACAUCUAGAAGAGUUUCAAAUAUAUCAGGUUAUAGUUUUAUAAUUGACCUGAACCUGACAUCACAUGACACAGUGGAAUGAAAUUGUGUGCACAUGCAUCAACUUUAAAUGUUAUUUAGAACUAUUACCUUCCC
This is a messenger RNA of Lytechinus pictus (painted urchin), 2805 nucleotides long. RefSeq lists its product as uncharacterized. The record is from RefSeq and is a predicted model, not a curated record. The transcript is spliced from 4 exons. Lineage: Eukaryota; Metazoa; Echinodermata; Echinoidea; Temnopleuroida; Toxopneustidae. The coding region runs from base 157 to 522 and encodes 121 amino acids.